Gossypium arboreum is the source of this 2139-nucleotide messenger RNA. RefSeq lists its product as uncharacterized. The record is from RefSeq and is a predicted model, not a curated record. Lineage: Eukaryota; Viridiplantae; Streptophyta; Magnoliopsida; Malvales; Malvaceae. Bases 1 to 2139 code for a protein of 712 amino acids. The transcript has 5 exons.
AUGGCUACAAGGCAACAAGCAUUAGAGGAGCAGAUGGCGAUCUUAUCUCUUUCGGUCCAAAAGACAACGAAAGGGAAUUCAGAAAAAAAUAAUGAAGAACAAGGCACGAUGUGGGCAUGGUGCCAAGAUACUCCAAGAUGGAAUUUCCCACUUAUGAUGCGGACCAACGAAGAAGACAAAGUCGGCUUAGCUUCAUUCCAUCUCUUAGGAGAAGCACAAUUGUGGUUUGAUCAAAUCGAGGAAGAGGAGACAAAUCUGGAUUGGGAGCGCUUUAGAGAGUGUUGUCAUGUCAGGUUUGGGCCACCUAUGAGUAAUAACCCCUUAGGGGAACUUGCAAACUUAAGACAAAUUGGGACGGUAGAAGAAUAUCAACGCCAAUUUCAAUCACUACAGGCUAAGACUACUGAUCUAAAACCUCGACAACAAGUAAACCUUUUUAUUGCCGGAUUGGUAGAGGAACUUAGAAUUGAUAUCGAGAUGCAACAACCGGGAAACCUUGGAGUUGCAAUGAAUAUGGCUCGAACUUUGGAACGUAAACAAAAAGUCUCUUCCAAGAUGUUAUCUCAAACCAAUCUAAACUGGUCAGCUUUCCAAAACGCUGGCAGCACUUCAAUUUCUCCAACAACUAAGAGCUUUGCAAAGGGAGGAGGACAAACAACGAAACCAAUGGGGAAUAACAGCAAAAUAGGCUCUUCCGCACCAUUUAUCAAAAGAUUGACACCAGCAGAUAUGGCGGAGAGAAGGGCCAAGGGAUUGUGUUAUAAUUGUGACGAGUCUUACUCCAUGGGGCACAAAUGUAAAAGGCUAUUUUGGAUAGAAGUACCAGAUAUUGAAGAUGAGCAAGAUGAUGAGGAUUCCAGCUCCUUAACUAUGCAAUUUGCAGUAAACAAGAAGAAGAUACUCUGGCAAGGGCAGCACCCAGAGGAAGUUCUACGACUUAGUUUGAUACAGGGACAGGAUUUAACUAAUAUAGUAUUAGAUAAACUACUGGUAGAAUUUGCGCAUUUAUUCCAAGAACCAUCUGGGUUACCUCCUAACCGCAAAUGUAACCAUCGUAUAACUCUCAAGCCAGGAACGGGACCAAUUGUAGUCAGGCCUUAUCGAUAUCCAUAUUUUCAAAAGGAUGAGAUUGAGAAGCAGUGUGAUCAAAUGUUACAACAAGGAAUCAUUCGACCCAGUAGAUCACCAUUCUCUUCUCUAGUACUAUUAGUAAAGAAGCAUGACGGGUCAUGGCGUUUUUGCAUCGAUUAUCGAGAGCUUAAUGCUUGCACUGUUAAAGAAAAAUAUCUGAUUCUUAUCGUGGAUGAAUUGUUGGACGAACUUCAUGGGGCAAAAUAUUUUACAAAAUUGGAUUUACGGUCGGGAUAUUUUCAAAUUAGAAUGGCAACCACUGAUGUAGAAAAGACAGCCUUCCGAACCCACCAUGGACACUUUGAGUUUCUUGUCAUGCCAUUCGGGCUUACCAAUGCCCCUUCCACAUUUCAGAGUUUGAUGAAUGACGUUUUCGCCCUUACUUGCGAUAAUAUGUUGUUAUUAAAGAAAUCCAAGUGUUUCUUUGGAGAGUCUCAGGUAACCUACCUCGGUCAUGUCAUCCAUGGUGAAGGGGUUGAGGUUGAUCACACUAAAAUUAAAGAUGUCACCGAUUGGCCAACUCCAAAAACUACCAAGGCUCUACGAGGCUUUCUUGGGUUGGCAGGAUGUUACAGAAAAUUCAUCAAGAAUUAUGGACAAGUGGCUGCACCCUCAACAUCUCUUCUAAAGAAAAAUGCCUUCAACUGGACUAAGGAAGCUGAUGUUGCUUUCACUCAAUUAAAAACUUCUCUUUCAGCAGCCCCAGUUUUGCAAUUACCCAACUUUGCGGAGGAAUUUGUGGUUGAAUGUGAUGCUUCGGACAGUGGGUUUGGAGCCGUACUGCAACAAAAAGGGACACCCUAUUGUCUUUUUUCAGUUGCAAGAUUGCAAAUCGACACCUUAAGUUGGCUGCCUACGAAGGUGAAAGUUGAGCAGUAUGCAGAUGCUUUAUCUAGAAAAGACGAAGACUUACCACACCUCAUGACUGUUUCAUUCCCUCAAGUUGAAAUUCUUAAAGCCAUCAAACGAGAAAUAGAAGCUUCCCCAGAAUUAUCACAACUCCAGUAA